AUGGAGGAGGUGAAAGAAGUAGUACUUAAUGAAAUUUGCUCAGCUGCCAUGUUAAACAAAAUACCAAAGAAGAAGGGUGACCCGGGAAGCUUGACUUUGCCUUGCCAAUUUGGUAACUUGGCUACCAUUCAUGCUUUGGCUGAUUCGGGAGCAAGUGUGAACCUCAUGCGUUAUUCAUUCUUCAAGAAAUUGGAUCUCCCGGAACCGAGGUCAAUUCGUAUGACAAUUCACUUAACAAACAAAACAGACACAUUUCAAAGAGGAAUAUGUGAAGACUUAUUGGUCAAGGUGGACAAGUUUGUGUUUCCUGCAGAUUUUAUAAUUCUAGACAUGGAAGCGGAUCCUCAAGUCCCGAUCAUCCUUGGAAGACCUUUCCUCAACACGGCAAGUGCUAUAGUGGACAUGAGAGACUCAAAGCUUACCUUACGGGUGGGAGAUGAUUCAGUCACUAUUGGGGUUGAUCAAGCUAUGAAGCAUGCGAGGAAUAGUGAUGAUAUGGCGUUCUCGAUUGACAUGUUUGAUGAAUUGAUGGAGGAAUGCGAUAAUGAAGAUCCCAACAAGUCCACCAUAUUUGAUGAAGAAUUUGAUGUUGAAAAAGACUUACUGGAAGAGAGGCUGCUGGAAGAAGCUGAGUAUGAAGAAUUAGUGAAGAAUUCUGAUAAAGCAACUCGCCGAGUAGAGUCGAUCUACUCGCCAAGUCCAUGUGAAGAAAUAAUUGAAUUCAUAAAUUCUACAGCACACUCGUCGAGUCCCUCACCUGUACUCGGCAAGUACAACAUGCAGAACGUAGAAACAGAGCUCAAAACAUUACCAGAUCACUUGGAGUAUGCUUUCCUUGAAGAUGGUCAUCAAAAGCCAGUUAUAAUAGCCUCUGACCUCUCCGAAUCUAAAAAAGAAGAACUAGUUCCAGUCUUGAAGAAGCGAAAGCGGGCCGUAGCAUGGAACAUUACCGACAUCAAGGGAAUAAGUCCCUCUUAUUGUUCUCACAAGAUUAACCUGGAGGAUGGAGCAAAGCCGGUUGUACAGCACCAAAGAAGACUAAACCCAAACAUGCAAGAAGUGGAAAAGAAGGAAGUAUUCAAGCUUUUAGAUGCGGGGAUCAUUUAUUCUAUUUCCGACAGUCCGUGGGUGAGUCCGGUCCAAGUGGUGCCCAAGAAAGGGGGAAUGGCGGUCAUAACCAACGAGAAGAACGAGCUUAUUCCGACACGAACGGUAACAGGUUGGAGAAUGUGCAUCGAUUAUCGACAGCUAAACGAUGCCACUUGUAAAGACCAUUUUCCCUUACUGUUUAUUGAUCAAAUGCUAGAAAGAUUAUCGGGCCAUAGUUAUUAUUGUUUCUUAGAUGGCUUUUCGGGUUAUUUCCAAAUACCCAUAGACCCAAUGGACCAAGAAAAGAUCACUUUCACUUGCCCAAGUGGAACUUUUGCCUAUCGUCGCUUGCCCUUUGGUUUAUGCAAUGCACCCGCAACAUUUCAAAGGUGCAUGACAGCCAUAUUCCACGACAUGGUGGAAAGAUUCAUGGAAGUCUUUAUGGAUGAUUUUUCUGUUUUUGGAUCUUCCUUCCAUGAUUGUCUCACUAACCUUGAUCUAAUGCUUGCUAGGUGUGAAAAAAACGACUUAGUUCUUAAUCAGGAGAAAUUUCACUAUAUGGUCAAGGAGGGUAUUUUUCUAGGCCACAAGGUUUGCAAAUCGGGAAUUGAAGUGGAUCGGGAAAAGAUUGACACAAUUGUCAAAUUACCCCCACCAACUAAUGUGAAGGGCAUUAGAAGCUUUCUAGGACACGCGGGUUUUUACCGGCGUUUUAUAAAAGAUUUUUCCACAAUAACUAGACCUCUAACACAAUUGCUUUUAAAAGAUGCCCCAUUCAAAUUUACUAAAGAGUGUUUAGAGGCGUUUGAAUUCUUUAAAGAAAAAUUGACUAAUGCCCCGAUCAUUAUUGCCCCGAAUUGGGAUGAUGCCAAGCCAAGAUUGAUACGUUGGGUUCUACUUCUUCAAGAGUUUGACAUCGAGAUACGCGAUAAAAAGGGAAUGGAGAAUGUAGCAGCCGACCACUUAUCAAGGCUAGAAAACCCGCAAUUGCAAGAAGAUAAAGUUGGAGAUGACUUCCCGGACGAGUACAUUUUGGUGACCACGGGAGAAGAGCCAUGGUUCGCGGACAUAGCUAAUUACUUAGCUAAUGCAGCCCAAUACGUCAAAGAAUGUGAUGCAUGCCAAAGAGCGGGAAACAUUUCAUCCCGAAGCGAGAUGCCACAACAUAGUAUUCAAGUGUGCAAAGUAUUUAAUGUAUGGGGGAUCGAUUUGAUGGGACCAUUUCCCAUGUCAAAAGGCAACAAAUAUAUAUUGGUGGCGGUGGAUUAUGUAUCCAAAUGGGCGGAGGCACAAGCCUUACCAACUAAUGAUGCUCGGGUGGUGGUGCGAUUUUUGAAGAAGUUAUUUUCAAGAUUUGGAGUUCCUAAAGCUCUUAUAAGUGACUGA
Molecule: messenger RNA, 2475 nt
Organism: Lactuca sativa (garden lettuce)
Lineage: Eukaryota; Viridiplantae; Streptophyta; Magnoliopsida; Asterales; Asteraceae
Source: RefSeq, a predicted model, not a curated record